This is a messenger RNA of Mustela erminea (ermine), 6517 nucleotides long. RefSeq names its product ATPase phospholipid transporting 11C (gene ATP11C). The transcript is spliced from 30 exons. Gene Ontology annotation, biological process: phospholipid translocation. The coding region runs from base 1924 to 5295 and encodes 1123 amino acids. The record is from RefSeq and is a predicted model, not a curated record. Lineage: Eukaryota; Metazoa; Chordata; Mammalia; Carnivora; Mustelidae. Gene Ontology annotation, molecular function: ATP binding; ATP hydrolysis activity; ATPase-coupled intramembrane lipid carrier activity. Gene Ontology annotation, cellular component: endoplasmic reticulum; trans-Golgi network; recycling endosome.
CCACGCGUGCGGUUUGCUUGCUCGCCAGCCCUUCGCUGGGUCCCCCGGAGCAGUCUUCUGAAGGGAUCGUUGCAUCCCUGGGAGCCACCACCACCGCCCUCUUUUAGAUUUUUCACUGAACCACGUUGCCCGGGCGGCCGGGGUGGGGAGGCAGGUAGGGCUCCCGGAGUCUCCCCCCUCCCCCCGGACAAUGUAACCAGAGCUUCCCGGGGUGUAGCAAACUCUGUCUCCGACGGGGGGCCGCCCUCCACCCGGAUGGUGGUGGGAUUCGUGGGGGGACCGGUCCAGGGGCCCCUCGGUUUGCCAAUUAGCCGAAGAUGGCGUUUUAUUACCAGGGAGGUUGCUUUCUUUUGUUUCCUCUGCCACGAGCACAUGGAGGUAAACCUAGACCUGUCACUGUGUCCCAAAAAAAGACCUGGGGAGUGAGAGAGCUGGAGGCGAGGGCAGGACCCGGCGUUGCCCGGGGAUCGGCCGGCCGGGGGUCUGCUGACCGGAGGCCGAGCAAACUUUGGAGACCCCGCCUAAGAAGCUCACCUUUAGGGUCUAAUAAAAGCGAAGGCAGUUGUCAGGGUGGGCUGGGUGAAUGUGGAGACCGCGAGGAGGCUGCACCGCGGCGUUUGAAACCUCACCGAGCACCGAACGCCCGGUGCACCGAGCCCGUUGGGAAAAGGCAGGCUCCGACUGGAUUUCUCCGUCCACGUUUACCCGCUUGCAGAUCCCCAGAAAAGGGGAACUGCAUUUCCGUGGGAGUUUGGCAUUAGGGAAAAGCGAUUUCUAGCUACUGACUUUUUUGAGUAACCUGUUUACUCCUAGAGAGUACAUUAAGAAUGGAGCAAAGCCGGGACCAUUUACUUCUGUGCUGCUAUUUGUAGUAACUUCCUUAAUUGCAAGAUGAGGUGGCGGGAAUAGGAUUUUAUUUCUGCCAGUGAUGUGAGGGAAAGGGCUCAUCUGUAAAUUUUGAUUUUUCAGUCGUUCAGAAAAAUGGUUCAGUGCUGUGCGCUCUCACCCAUCCCCAUUAAAAUAUAUGUUUGAGAACUAGUCGAUUUCGCCCUUUUCGUGUGAUUAUUCCUUAUCAAAGCAUUGCUGACAUUUUUCAGGCGUCGGAUAAAUUUGCUCUCAAUUUUUUCUGCAUUUGAAACUUUCACAAAUGAACCCUGGCUAAAAGAAAUCAUUGCACAUCCCUUUUGAGGGUAUUAUCACAGUAGCGCUAUGUUAAUGUUUUUCUAAAUGUUUACCUCACCCAGAAACCUGUCUUAUGAAAUUGGAGAUUACAUGUGGCACAGAGCAAAAGAGGUUGUACAUAUCAAGAAUCUUGAAAUCUGUAAGAAUUGACUUGUACUGGAUGCUUUGCCAAAGCAAGUAACUAAAAUUGGUUUCUCACAUUUAGCCUGAGAAGGUAAAAAAGCAUUGUACUUCAUAGUUCUAUUUCACAUAGAUUCUUGUGAUCCCGGAGUGUUGUUUGGGGCUGACGAAAAGGGAAAGGUGACAAAUAGAGCUAAUUGUAAUAAUUGGAGAAGGAUAAUCUUUUCCCAGGGCACCCGAAUAGUCGAAAGCAACUGGACUCUGGUUCAUGAUGAAUUAUCUUAAAAUUGAGAUGCUGACAUCCCCAGUUCUUUUUUUAAGGAUUUGAGCAUUUGAGAGCAUACUACCCCAGUGUUGCUCUUAAAGCCCCCUUGGCUUUUCUUUCGCCGAGUGUGAUCUGCAUCGUUGGGAGUCUGGUCUUUAAGCAGGGCUGGCCCAGGAGGCGAGGGCAUGCAGUAGAAUUUGCAGCAGUUGCGAGGAGCCGGCCUGCAGGUUUGAGGCCAGUACUUUGCAUCCCCGACCAAGAUCUCUGCAGAGAAUCACUUAACGCUCACACUGAAAUGAGCUUUGACCUCGUUGUUCGCCUGAAAUACCCGACUGCUCACAUUUUCCUGCGCAACCAUGACUAUGUGUGCUGGAGAAGAGAAAAGAGUUGGUACGCGCACAGUGUUUGUUGGCAAUCAUCCAGUUUCAGAAACAGAAGCUUACAUUGCACAAAGAUUUUGUGAUAAUAGAAUAGUCUCAUCCAAGUAUACACUUUGGAAUUUCCUCCCAAAGAAUCUGUUUGAACAGUUUAGAAGAAUUGCAAAUUUUUAUUUUCUCAUCAUUUUCCUUGUGCAGGUCACAGUGGACACACCGACUAGCCCGGUUACCAGUGGACUCCCACUCUUCUUUGUUAUAACUGUUACAGCCAUCAAGCAGGGAUAUGAGGAUUGGCUAAGACACAGAGCUGACAAUGAAGUCAACAAGAGCACUGUUUACAUUAUUGAGAAUGCAAAACGAGUGAGAAAAGAGAGUGAAAAAAUCAAGGUCGGUGAUGUAGUAGAAGUACAGGCAGAUGAAACCUUCCCCUGUGAUCUCAUUCUUCUGUCAUCCUGCACUGGCGACGGAACCUGUUACGUGACUACAGCCAGUCUUGAUGGGGAAUCCAACUGCAAAACACAUUAUGCGGUACGGGACACCAUUGCACUAUGUACAGCUGAGUCCAUUGAUACCCUCCGAGCAGCAAUUGAAUGUGAGCAGCCGCAGCCGGACCUCUACAAGUUUGUUGGGCGAAUCAAUAUCUAUAGUAAUAGUCUUGAGGCGGUUGCCAGGUCUCUGGGACCUGAGAAUCUCUUGUUGAAAGGAGCUACACUAAAAAAUACCAAGAAGAUAUAUGGAGUUGCUGUUUACACUGGGAUGGAAACCAAAAUGGCUUUGAACUACCAAGGGAAAUCUCAGAAGCGUUCUGCUGUUGAAAAAUCCAUUAAUGCCUUCCUGAUUGUGUAUUUAUUUCUGUUACUGACCAAAGCUGCAGUAUGCACUACUCUAAAGUACGUUUGGCAAAGUACGCCAUAUAACGAUGAACCUUGGUACAACCAAAAGACUCAGAAAGAGCGGGAAUCCUUAAAGGUUUUGAAGAUGUUCACUGACUUCCUGUCAUUUAUGGUUCUGUUCAACUUUAUCAUACCUGUAUCCAUGUAUGUCACGGUAGAAAUGCAGAAAUUCUUGGGCUCUUUCUUCAUUUCAUGGGAUAAGGACUUUUAUGAUGAAGAAAUUAAUGAAGGAGCCCUGGUUAACACAUCAGACCUUAAUGAAGAACUUGGUCAGGUGGACUAUAUAUUCACAGACAAGACUGGAACGCUCACUGAAAAUAGCAUGGAAUUCAUUGAGUGCUGCAUAGAUGGACACAAAUACAAAGGUGCAGCGCAGGACACUGAUGGUCUCUCACAGACUGAUGGACCCUUAACGUAUUUUGACAAAGCAGAUAAGAACCGAGAAGAGCUCUUUCUGCGUGCCUUGUGCUUAUGUCACACUGUAGAAGUUAAAACAAAUGAUACUGUUGAUGGGCCUACGGAAUCAGCUGCGUUAACGUACAUGUCCUCCUCACCAGAUGAGAUUGCUUUGGUGAAAGGAGCUAAAAAGUAUGGGUUCACAUUUGUAGGAAUUCGGAAUGGCCAUAUGAGAGUAGAGAACCAAAGAAAAGAAAUAGAAGAGUAUGAACUUCUUCACACCUUAAACUUUGAUGCUGUCCGUCGUCGUAUGAGUGUCAUUGUGAAGACUCAAGCAGGAGACAUCCUUCUCUUUUGUAAAGGAGCAGACUCAGCGGUCUUCCCCAGGGUACAGAAUCAUGAAAUUGAGUUAACGAAAGCCCAUGUGGAACGUAAUGCCAUGGACGGAUAUCGGACACUUUGUGUAGCCUUCAAAGAAAUCACUCCAGAUGAUUAUGAAAGAAUUAACAGACAGCUCAUAGAGGCAAAAAUGGCCCUACAAGACAGAGAAGAAAAAAUGGAAAAAGUUUUUGAUGAUAUUGAAACAAACAUGAAUUUAAUUGGAGCCACUGCAGUGGAAGACAAGCUGCAAGAUGAAGCAGCUGAGACCAUCGAAGCUCUGCACUCGGCCGGUCUGAAAGUCUGGGUGCUCACCGGCGACAAGAUGGAGACGGCCAAGUCCACCUGUUACGCGUGCCGCCUCUUCCAGACCAGCACGGAGCUCUUGGAACUGACCACCAAAACCAUCGAAGAAAGUGAAAGGAAAGAAGAUCGGUUACAUGAAUUGUUGAUAGAAUAUCGUAAGAAGUUGCUGCAUGAUUUUCCUAAAAGUACUAGAAGCCUUAAAAAAGCAUGGACAGAACAUCAGGAAUAUGGAUUAAUCAUCGAUGGCUCCACGUUGUCCCUCAUACUAAAUUCUAGUCAAGACUCCAGUUCUAACAAUUACAAAAGCAUUUUCUUGCAGAUCUGCAUGAAGUGCACUGCUGUGCUCUGCUGCCGGAUGGCGCCAUUACAGAAAGCCCAGAUUGUGAGAAUGGUGAAGAACCUAAAAGGCAGCCCAAUAACAUUGUCGAUAGGCGACGGUGCCAAUGAUGUUAGUAUGAUCUUGGAAUCCCAUGUGGGAAUAGGUAUUAAAGGCAAAGAAGGUCGCCAAGCAGCCAGGAAUAGCGAUUAUGCUGUUCCGAAGUUUAAACAUUUAAAGAAACUGCUCUUGGCUCACGGACACCUGUAUUAUGUGAGAAUAGCACACCUUGUACAGUAUUUCUUCUAUAAGAACCUUUGUUUCAUUUUGCCACAAUUUUUGUACCAGUUCUUCUGUGGAUUCUCACAACAGCCACUGUAUGAUGCCGCUUACCUUACGAUGUACAACAUCUGCUUUACAUCCUUACCCAUCCUGGCCUACAGUUUACUGGAACAGCACAUCAACAUUGACACUCUGACCUCAGAUCCCCGAUUGUAUAUGAAAAUUUCUGGCAAUGCCAUGCUACAGCUGGGACCCUUCUUAUACUGGACGUUUCUAGCUGCAUUUGAAGGGACAGUGUUCUUCUUUGGGACUUACUUUCUUUUUCAGACUUCAUCCCUGGAAGAAAAUGCAAAGGUAUAUGGAAACUGGACUUUUGGAACCAUUGUUUUUACAGUCUUAGUAUUCACUGUAACUCUGAAGCUCGCCUUGGAUACUCGUUUCUGGACAUGGAUAAAUCACUUUGUGAUUUGGGGCUCUUUAGCCUUCUAUGUAUUUUUCUCAUUCUUCUGGGGAGGAAUUAUUUGGCCUUUUCUCAAACAACAGAGAAUGUAUUUCGUAUUUGCUCAAAUGCUGUCUUCUGUAUCUACAUGGUUGGCCAUAGUUCUUCUCAUAUUUAUCAGCCUUUUCCCUGAGAUUCUCCUGAUAGUAUUAAAGAAUGUAAGAAGAAGAAGUGCCAGGAGAAAUCUGAGCUGUAAAAGGGCAUCUGACUCAUUAUCCACCAGACCUUCAGUCAGACCUCUUCUUUUACGAACAUUCUCAGACGAAUCUAAUAUAUUGUAACAGAAUCCGAAUCUUGAGCUGCCUAUGUUAUUGUCCUACAAGCAUAUUGACAGUGGUUACAGCUAAAAAAGAAAGCAGGAAGAAACAACUACAAAAAGUUAUCAUCUCAGGAUACUCAAUAUGCAACAAAUUAAACCACUCUCUUAUGUCUAGGGUUCAGAAUCAAUGUCCAUUAAAAUACCAAAUGACUCUCUUAAGCAUUUACAGUUAUUGUUAAGUAGCCGUUAUGGCCAAAGCUCUAAGUUAAGAAUCAUGUGAAAGUUGAAAGCACGAAUAAUUAGAAUAUCUGGCUUUAGAUAGAGUAACAUAACUACCAAGUGGGUGCUCCUUUAACCCAUGAACUCUGUGAAUGGAUCUGAACAUAAUAGUAUAAAGUAGAAGUCAUACAACGGGAAUGAAUAGACUUUGCUAAUCUUACUUUUUUUGCCUGGCAGAAGAAAUAGGCUGUUUGGAUCACAUUUCUUGUUCCUGCUGAAUGAUGAUCUUAAAUUAUUUUUUCAAACACAUGAAAGGAAUACUUGAACAUACGAGAAGACUAAAUGGUAUCAGUGCAUCAGAAUAGUCAACCUUUGUGUUCACCACGUGCUCAUUUUGUCUCCAUAGAAUAUCCUUGCCCCCCCUCCCCCCGCAGAAAAAACCUUGAACCCUUACAUGAAAGAAUGUUCAUCCUGGAUAUUUUUGUGAGAAUCCAAAAAAUUGCUUAUUUUAUUUUUGUUCUUCUGAAUUAAAUCCUAUUUAAUGGGUGUGUGGCUACUAGACUGGAAAAUAAGACCUUUCCAGUCGCUUAGUAAGUAGCCCGUCCAGGCACUUAAGAGGUAACCGAUUUUUCCAGUAUCGGUUUUACUGGGAUCUGAGGUGAGAUAGGCAAAACCAUAAUUACAUUUUAAAAAGCCAUCUGAACAUCAGUCUUUUAUAAUUUUUUGUGGAGGGGGGGAAAUAUCUUAUUUCAAAUUGUUAAUGGUUAUUUUUUGAAAGAGACCACCUUUGUGCAUAUAUGCAGCACUUUUUUUUCUGUAACUUGCCAGUUUGGGAAAGAGGGAUCCAUCCCAGGAUGGUGGUGAUUCAGCCUACAGAGCCGUGACCCUGAACAUGAAUGUUUUCUCUCUCAGUGAACAUGCUUCGGUGAUGGUUUAAGUUUAAACCGUGAGAGUCACCUUGGUAAAGUCCUCAACUUCCUGGAGUAGAGCAAGGCUUUAGCCUCCUAAUGAGUUCACUUAAAACG